AUGCGCACACCUCGCCAUGUCUUCACGGCGGCAGCCAUGCUCCUGCUAGCCACGCUCGGCACCUCCACACCCGCCCAGCAGCAGCUCUUCCCCCGCGGCCCCUCCGCCGGCUGCGGCACGAAACACGCCUCCGGCCUGCACACCAACCUGCCCUUCCAGUCCGGCGGCCUGGACCGCACAUACGCCGUCUACGUGCCGGAAAACUACAACGCCGACCCGUCCAAGCCGCGCAAGGUCGUCUUUGACUACCACGGCCGCAACGGGAGUGGCGAGGGGCAGUACAACAACUCGCAAUACUUUGCCUACCCCACCGGCAACACCUACCUCGGCGUCUACCCGUCCGGCUACCCGGGUAAGAACGGCGAACCCGCCUGGCAAGGCGCCUCCUACGCCUACCCCUCCAUCAACGACACCCAAUUCACCACCUCCCUGCUCGCCCACAUCGCGGCAAACUACUGCAUCGACCUCUCCGCCGUCUACGCCUCGGGCAAGAGCAACGGCGGCGGCUUCGUCGACACCCUCGCCUGCUCCGACGCCGGCGACGCCUUUGCCGCCUUUGCCAUGGCCGCCGCCGCACUCUACACCGACAACAGUCUGAACAGCUGCAAGGGCGAGAAGUCAGGCAAGCGCAAGCGUCGCGCCAUCAUGGAAGCCCACGGCGACGCUGACGGCACCGUCGCGCCCGGCGGCGGCAUCGGCAACGGCGGCACCACGCCCAACAUCACCACCUGGACCGGCUGGUGGGGUGUGCGCGACGGAUGUGCGGUCGGUGACGCGGUGCCCGGGACGGAUAACAAGGGGUACAACACGACGACGUAUUCGUGCGGGGCCGGGCUGGACGGCGUGGUGAAGCAGUAUUGGGUGUAUGGCGAGGGGCAUUGCUGGCCGUCGGCAAAGGGGAAUACGACGGAUGGGACGCGCGGGUAUUGUGGCGUGCAUGUCUUGAAUUAUACGCCUGAGGUUAUUGGCUUUUUUGAGCGGUGGACGCUGGCGAAUGCGCCGGGGAAUUGA
This is a messenger RNA of Pseudovirgaria hyperparasitica, 1011 nucleotides long. Its product is annotated as alpha/beta-hydrolase. Bases 1 to 1011 code for a protein of 336 amino acids. Gene Ontology annotation, molecular function: feruloyl esterase activity. The record is from RefSeq and is a predicted model, not a curated record. The transcript has 2 exons. Lineage: Eukaryota; Fungi; Ascomycota; Dothideomycetes; Acrospermales; Acrospermaceae.